Funneliformis geosporum is the source of this 141-nucleotide messenger RNA. NCBI's taxonomy places the organism in Eukaryota, Fungi, Glomeromycota, Glomeromycetes, Glomerales, Glomeraceae. The record is from the annotation of a GenBank genome assembly.
AUGGUUAAUCUCAAUAUAACUGUUUCACAUCGAAAAAUACCGUUCAAGGAAGCAAGCAAGAUGACAACACCAUCAUUUCUUGCAGCCGGUAACACAGAUUGUCGUUCUACUUACUCCCUUGUUAAAAUUUUUAAACAAUAG